This is a messenger RNA of Microplitis mediator, 942 nucleotides long. RefSeq names its product proteasome subunit alpha type-2 (gene Prosalpha2). Gene Ontology annotation, cellular component: proteasome core complex; proteasome core complex, alpha-subunit complex. Bases 100 to 804 code for a protein of 234 amino acids. The record is from RefSeq and is a predicted model, not a curated record. Gene Ontology annotation, biological process: ubiquitin-dependent protein catabolic process. Lineage: Eukaryota; Metazoa; Arthropoda; Insecta; Hymenoptera; Braconidae. The transcript is spliced from 3 exons.
UUUAUCCAUAUUAAUACAGACAAACACACACAUGCCAAGCCGCUUCACAUCAAACAUCAAACAACAAAAAUUUAUGAUUGAAUCGAAAAAGUGAUUGUCAUGGCGUCUGAGAGAUACAGUUUUUCUUUAACAACUUUUAGUCCUUCGGGUAAAUUGGUUCAGAUAGAAUAUGCUCUUGCUGCAGUGGCUGCUGGUGCGCCUAGUGUUGGGAUAAAAGCCUGCAAUGGUGUUGUACUUGCAACUGAAAAUAAACAUAAAUCAAUUUUAUAUGAUGAACAUAGUCUUUGUAAAGUUGAAAUGAUUACCAAGCACAUUGGAAUGGUUUAUAGUGGAAUGGGCCCAGACUAUCGUCUACUUGUUAAACAAGCUAGAAAAAUGGCUCAGCAAUAUUUUUUGAUUUAUCGUGAGCCAAUUCCUACUGCUCAAUUGGUACAAAGAGUUGCUAUGCUUAUGCAAGAAUACACUCAAUCAGGAGGUGUUAGACCAUUUGGAGUAUCACUUUUGAUUUGUGGAUGGGACAAUGGUAAACCCUAUUUAUUUCAGUGUGAUCCAUCAGGCGCUUAUUUUGCAUGGCGUGCUACUGCCAUGGGUAAAAAUUUUAUAAAUGGUAAAACUUUUUUGGAAAAACGAUACAGUGAGGAUCUAGAGUUAGAUGACGCUGUUCACACUGCUAUUUUAACAUUAAAAGAAGGAUUUGAAGGACAAAUGACUGCUGAUAAUAUUGAAGUAGGAAUAUGUGAUGCUAAUGGAUUUAGACGACUUGAUCCGUCUCAUGUCAAGGAUUAUCUUGCAAAUAUUCCAUAAAUAAUUAAACAACCUCACUUUUUUUUGUCAUUUUCUACCAAUAUUAUAUAAUAUUACUGUAUACACAUUUAAAAUUUGAAUAUAAUUGGUGAAAGUGUGUGUGUAUCGAGGUUAAUAAAAUUAUAGCCUUGUCUAUUA